Molecule: messenger RNA, 1381 nt
Organism: Chrysoperla carnea
Lineage: Eukaryota; Metazoa; Arthropoda; Insecta; Neuroptera; Chrysopidae
Product: zinc finger protein 845-like
Exons: 6
Coding region: 107-1381 (424 amino acids)
Biological process (GO): regulation of transcription by RNA polymerase II
Molecular function (GO): DNA-binding transcription factor activity; RNA polymerase II cis-regulatory region sequence-specific DNA binding
Source: RefSeq, a predicted model, not a curated record
AUUCAAGUUUAAGUUUAUUUUUUGCCCUCUUCAAACUGUCACUAAAGUAGUUUCCCGGUAGCUUCUUGGAGUUGCAAUUAUUUAAUUCAUCCUAAUAUAUUUAUCAAUGGAUCAGUGGAAUAGUCGACUAACGAUUAAUGGAAUCCGAAAGAAAAUCCAAACGAAAUUGGCUAUUAACAAUUCAUAUGAAAAUAAUAUAAAUACAGAUUUGACCAAUGAAAAGCAAACCGAAAAAGAAUUAAAUACAGAAAAUUCUAUUAAAAAUGAAAUAUUUAAUGAAAAUGAUACAAAGGAAUUUGAACAAAUUUAUCUUAAAGAACAAGAUGUUACAACGGUACAUGAACGACUUAAAGAAGAAACACUUGAGAGGCAAUUAAAUACUGAAUUUAUUAUUAAAGAUGAAAUAUUCGAAGAAAAUGUAUUAAAUCAACAAGCAACUCCAAAUAAAAACAAACGUUUUCUAUGUGGCAAAUGUGACAAAGCAUUUACUACGAAAAAUCAGUUAAGACGACAUAGACGAACUCAUACCGGAAAAAAACCGUAUUCAUGUGAGGAAUGUGAUAAAACAUUUACCCAGCAAAGUGAUUUAAAUAGACAUAAUCGAACGCAUAGUGAAGAAAAACCUUUUUCUUGUGAAAUUUGUAGCAGAGCUUUUACUCAAGAGACCAGUUUAACGAAACAUAAAAGAACUCAUGAGGAAGAAAAACGUUUUUCAUGUGAAAUUUGUAAUAAAACAUUUACUGAAAAUAGUAGUUUAAUUUCACAUAAACGAAUUCAUUCCGGAGAAAAACAUUUUUCAUGUGAGAACGAAUGCGAUAAUUGCGAACUUUUAAGAAAAAGAAUUGCUGAAUUGGAAGAAGAGCUGCAAAACAAAAAUAAAAUAAUAGCAGAUUUUGUAUUGAAAAAUAGUGAAUCAACAAAUAAAGUUUAUGUGGGCCAAAACAAAGUUGGUUUUGUAGACGCCGCGACAGGAAAGAUUUAUUUGGCCGAAAAUAUAUUGAUUGAAAAAGGGGUGUUUGUCUCUUGGUUAAAUGUGGUAAAGCCAACUAUUUUCGUUAAAAAAGUAGCCAAAUAUUUAUUCGGCAAAGAAGUGCUUAGACGCAGCACCAUAACAGGGAAAAUAAGUAAUAGAUCGAUAAAAAACAACGACGAACGGCCGAUGCAAUUAGAUCCGAUAAAGAUCGCGGUUGUCAGAGAUGUCUACGAAUAUUAUUUAAAAAAGAGAUUUAAUAAAACUGAUUAUGAAAUUACCAAAGAAUUGGCGCAAAUUCCCAGAUAUAUUAGAAUGUUGAUUGCGGAUUUAAAAAAGCCAAAUCAACCAAAAAAUCGACAAAAAAUUGCAAAGUUGGAGGCAAUCGAGAAUUAUGACGAAAAGUUAUAA